AUGGACGCCGAGACCACCAAGUACCUCGGUGGUGACGUGGAGCACACUCACUUGGUGAAAGGGCUGGACUACGCCCUGCUCGUCAAGAUCAGGGAGGAGGAACGCCAGCAGCAGAUAGAGAUACUGGAAGGAGAUGGCGGUGACGAUCGAAACGGAGACCGGAGGGGAGGGCGGGCGGAGGUUCGCGCCCGAACACUCAUGGGCAAGACGGUACUCGCUGUACUGAGGAAGCUCAGCCUUGGCCAGGGGGGCGGAGGACCCGACUUCAGGCGCGUCGGUUAUGAGUUCGAGCUGGAUCCCGAGAGCACCCAGGAAAUCCCGACAGCAGUGGCGCACAGUCUGGGGGAUGACGGGGAGGAGGAGGAGGAGGAAGAGGACCGGGAACGGCACACUAACUACCUCAUGGAGGAGGACCUCCUCGAACGCGUGGAGUCGGCCUUCACUCUGUUCCGGCAGCAUGGUGGCAAGGCUCGACGCCAGCGCAAGCGCGCCCGCGACAAGGCUGGCGGUGUUGGUGGCAAGGAGGAAGACGCGAUCGUCGCGGCGCUUGCCAAGACGGGCGGAGGAGACGGGGGGGCGGGAGACACAGAGGACCGCGAUGCCGCGGUGCUACCGCCCGCACGGCGAGCCAAGGUUUCCAUCAACAUCUUUGAGGAUAUUGACGACCGGUACGUCCCGCCCGGAUCUGCCGGGUCUGCUUCUCAACCGCCCGUGGGAGCGGCAGGAGCGGCGAAGGGGUACUUCUCGGGGCUGCGGGCUAAGAACGCGGGGGACAGCGCCGACAACAAGGCCGACGUCUUGCCGACGAGAGCGGAGAUGAGCGCCACCGUCAAGGCGGCCGCACGCGCCGCCGCCGCGAGGGUGUCCGGCGACAAGAAGGCCUCGUCGGGGGCAGGUGCAAGAGAGACGGGCAAGUCCGGCGGAAGGGACAAGAUCGAGCGCGAUAUCUUCGCGGCGAGGCCGAGCCGCGGGCAGGCCCUCGGCGUCUCGGCGGGCGGUUACGACGUGUACCCGGAAACCGGGGACUUCGAGACGUACGAUAGCGACGAGGAUGCUACCAACAAGAAAGACGCCAAGCCUGGACCCGAGGGGAGCGGCGGCGGGGCUGGCGCAAGUGGCAGGCGCGGCGGGGAUGGCAACCAUGACAAGCACCCCGCGUACGACAAGCCAAAGGCCUCCUUCCCUUUCGGGGUGAAGAGGUCCGAACUGAGCGGGCGGAAGGGGGGCGGCGGGAGCAAAUCGAGCGGCAGCAAGCACCGCGUGGACAACGAGUUGAACAUCAUCAAGAAGUACAUGAAGGGGGAUAAGUAGGGUAACGACCGUCGGCGAUGUUCCCAGUUCGAAACAAAUUCUGUGUGGAUUUGGACUGGUUUCGUCGCGUUAUGUAGCAUUCCCCGCGGCUAUCGUGUGACAUAUGACAGCCGCGUGUUGUAGGGCAGGGAAGCGCUAGAUACGACGUCAACAUUUUUUGGGGGGCCUCAUGCCAAUCACUUCAUUCGUCGUACGGCAGUAUCGCCGUAUGGG
Ectocarpus siliculosus is the source of this 1524-nucleotide messenger RNA. NCBI's taxonomy places the organism in Eukaryota, Phaeophyceae, Ectocarpales, Ectocarpaceae. The record is from the annotation of a GenBank genome assembly.